Messenger RNA from Prunus dulcis (almond), 1124 nucleotides. RefSeq names its product LIM domain-containing protein WLIM1-like. The record is from RefSeq and is a predicted model, not a curated record. Gene Ontology annotation, biological process: actin filament bundle assembly. Gene Ontology annotation, cellular component: actin cytoskeleton; plasma membrane. Gene Ontology annotation, molecular function: actin filament binding. NCBI's taxonomy places the organism in Eukaryota, Viridiplantae, Streptophyta, Magnoliopsida, Rosales, Rosaceae. The transcript has 5 exons. The coding region runs from base 260 to 823 and encodes 187 amino acids.
CCCCAUUAUUGUACAGCUAGGAAAUUUGAUUGGGCCAAAGUUCAAAAAUAACACCCAUCAGCAUCACAAGCCAUUUGCAAAUUUUUCUGUAUGUAUGUCUGAGCUGUAAACCUUGGACUCAAAUUCAAAGAGAGAGAGCGAGAGAUAAAGUCUUCUCUUAUCAGGAAAAGGAAAGGAUUUUGGUUUGUGGGUCUGAGAAAAGUUAGUGUCUUGUUGAGAGAGAUUUUUGAGGGUGGGGAAGAGAAGAUUAUCGGGUGGGAUGGCAACAUUUGCAGGGACAACCCAGAAGUGCAAAGCAUGUGAGAAGACUGUCUACUUGGUUGAUCAGCUCACUGCUGACAACAAAGUCUACCACAAGGCAUGCUUUAGAUGCCACCACUGCAAGGGCACCCUCAAGCUUAGUAAUUAUUCCUCUUUUGAGGGUGUUUUGUAUUGCAAGCCUCACUUUGAUCAGCUAUUUAAGAUGACUGGAAGCUUGGAUAAAAGUUUUGAAGGUAUACCAAAAACUGUUAGAGACAGAUCAGAACAGGUCAACAACAGUAAAGUUUCUAGUUUAUUUGCCGGGACUCAAGACAAGUGUGUUGCUUGCAAGAAAACAGUUUACCCCAUUGAAAAGGUGGCAGUUGAUGGCACAUCAUACCAUAAGCCUUGUUUCAGGUGCAGCCAUGGAGGCUGUGUGAUCAGCCCAUCAAACUACGUAGCUCAUGAGCAUCGUCUCUACUGCAGGCAUCACCAUAGCCAACUCUUCAAGGAAAAAGGAAACUUCAGCCAGCUUAGCAAACAGGAAGAAGUUCAAGGGGUGACUGAGAACGCUGAGGCUUAGUAGUUAAAUCGAAAUGAUCAUGCUAAGUUCGAUCACUCUCACAGUGGGGUUUCUAAGCAAGAGUCCGAUGCAACUGUCAUAGCAUACAAGAAGAGCUAUUGGGGUUCCCUUUUUCUAUUUAUGUAAUAUGUUGCCGGUACAAAAAUUUGUUUUGGGCAUUGUUGCUAAGUUCUGAGUGUGAGUUUGAAUGGAUAAUAUACGAUAUUAUACAGCGAGUUAAAGCCUAGUUUUUCCAAUAAAAUAGCAACAGGCUGAAAUAUCCUAUGAUUUUCAGAUUUGAUUUUUGAUAUGGUUUCAUUUA